Diversispora eburnea is the source of this 278-nucleotide messenger RNA. NCBI's taxonomy places the organism in Eukaryota, Fungi, Glomeromycota, Glomeromycetes, Diversisporales, Diversisporaceae. The record is from the annotation of a GenBank genome assembly.
AAACAAGACAAACAACAAGAGAAACAACAACAAGACAAGAACAAUAAUUGUGAGAGAAAUAGUAACAAGACAAGAAUGGCAAUUGUAAAAGAAACAAGGAUAUUAGAUUAUUCUGAAGACCAUACUGAAGACUAUAUUGAAGAUUAUGUUAAAGACUAUACUGAAGACCAUAUCUAUAUCUUUAAUAAUGAAAAUAUUCAAAAUAUAACUAUUACAUCUUCUUCAAAAAAAAGAAUUUCUGAAAUUUAUCAACAUAAUAUUUUUGAAAUUAAUGAAAG